Molecule: messenger RNA, 2326 nt
Organism: Mastomys coucha (southern multimammate mouse)
Lineage: Eukaryota; Metazoa; Chordata; Mammalia; Rodentia; Muridae
Gene: Lcmt1
Product: leucine carboxyl methyltransferase 1
Exons: 14
Coding region: 1129-2127 (332 amino acids)
Biological process (GO): C-terminal protein methylation
Cellular component (GO): cytosol
Molecular function (GO): protein C-terminal leucine carboxyl O-methyltransferase activity
Source: RefSeq, a predicted model, not a curated record
CCCGCUCUCCCCGCUCCCCGGCUCCUCGCGCGCAGGACCGGACCGCCCCCCGCGCGCUCCCCGCCGGCGCGUCCCGCGCACUCGCCUGCCCACGGUCUGGUUGGCCAGCUGCUUCAUGCGGUUGAAUUGCUUCUUCAUGGCGGCGGCGGUGGUGGUGGCGGCGGCAGCAGGCUGCGGGGCUCGGGCCGAGAACUGGGGACUGUCUGGCGGGUCCUACCUACAUCGCUUCCCGGCCCCGAAGGCUACAAUUCGGCCCCGCCCUCGCCGCGUCACUUCCAGCGCCGCAGCCCGCCCCUACCACGAGUCGGGCCGAGCCGAGCCGAAAGAGGCCGAAACCAGAGAGAUGGAACAGGUGCGGACAGACCCAACAUGGGUGGAGUUACGCGAUCAGGGCGGGGACCAGUGAAGCCGCGCCGAGGUGGGUGGAGCCGAGCCGAACAGGGCCGAAACCAGAUAGGUGGAGCCGAGCCGGGCCGGCCGAAACCAGAGAAGUCAGGCGGAGCAGGACCGAGCAGAGCUGGGCGAAUUUAGGAGUGGAGCCGAACCAAUCGGUGAACGGAGAGGGAUGGAGUUGAGCCAAUCGGAGACGGACGAGCUUGGCUCCGCUAAAGAAGAGCGGAGACAAACCCAGCCCCGCACCUGAUCUCCGCGGUUCUGAAUUAGAGCCGGGCGGGAUGGGCCGAGCAGAGCCAAACUUAGCUACCUACUCUAGUGGUGACAACGAGAACGCAAGCUAUAUUAUCCAAGUCUACCUACAUGCUGCCUUGUUCACCACUAUGAUAGUCAUGAACUGACCCUCUGAAAAUCCCUGAAUUGACACUAUUUAUAAAAGUUCCUGACCUGCAAGAAGGCAAAAGGAAACUCAGAGCAAUUAAGACUACAUUUCCCCGAAAGCAUUGCGGCGCCACCCGCAUGUCCGGGCUCUCUUUAGAAACUUCCGGGUUGUGUGGGCGGAGCCUAAAGAAUCUUCCAAUGGCCUGACUGGACGAGAAACUUGGUCCAACAAGCGUCACAUCGCGGACGCCAAUCAGCUGAAAGUCCGUGCCUGUUUCUUGCCUCUUUUCCCACUGCUCGUUUCCCUGUUUCCAUGUCCCUGGUGGGUGCCGCACCCCAGAACAUCCCACGCACAUGGCUACCAGCUCGAGGGAGUCCUCAUUCUCUUCCUGCUCGUCAAGCUGUGACUUGGACGACGAGGGAGUGCGCGGCACCUGCGAAGAUGCUUCUCUCUGCAAGAGGUUUGCGGUGAGCAUUGGCUACUGGCAUGAUCCGUACAUCGAGCAUCUUGUGAGGCAGUCUAAAGAGAGGAAGGCCCCCGAAAUUAACAGAGGAUAUUUUGCUCGAGUUCAUGGUGUCAGUCAGCUUAUUAAAGCUUUUCUCCGGAAGACGGAAUGCCAGUGUCAAAUUCUCAACCUUGGGGCUGGGAUGGAUACCACCUUCUGGAAAUUAAAGGAUGAAGGUCUUCUCCCAAAUAAAUAUUUUGAAGUCGACUUUCCAAUGAUAGUCACAAGAAAGCUGCUCACCAUCAAAAGCAAGCCACUUCUAUUCAGACCCAUCAUGGAGUUACACCCAGAGGACACACUUCAAAUGGAUAGUCACAUGCUGGAUUCAAAAAGAUAUGCCAUCAUUGGAGCAGAUCUCCGAGACCUUUCUGAGCUGGAAGAAAAACUAAAGAAAUGUAACAUGAAUACACAAUUGCCAACACUCCUGAUAACUGAAUGCGUGCUGGUUUACAUGACUCCAGAGCAGUCAGCCAACCUCCUAAAAUGGGCAGCCAACAGUUUUGAGACGGCCAUGUUCAUAAACUAUGAGCAGGUCAACAUGGACGACCGGUUUGGGCAGAUCAUGAUUGAAAACCUCCGGAGGCGACAGUGUGACCUGGCAGGAGUGGAAACCUGCAAAUCACUGGAGUCACAGAAGGAACGGCUGCUGUUGAAUGGAUGGGAGACAGCGUCUGCAGUGAACAUGAUGGAGCUGUACAGUGGGCUACCUCGGGCAGAGGUAAACAGAAUAGAAUCCCUCGAGUUCCUUGAUGAGAUGGAGCUUCUGGAGCAGCUCAUGCGGCAUUACUGCCUGUGCUGGGCCACCCGAGGCGGCCAGGAGCUGGGUUUGAAGGAGAUAACCUAUUGAUCUGCUGAAGGUUCGUGCUGAGGUGGAAGGUGAAGGCUCUAACUAAGGGAGUGCCUGGGCCUCCUGAGGGAUGAGUAGCCCAUCGCCAUUGUUGGUCCUGUGGCACAUCCAGAACCCUUGGUUACAAAGGUGGUCACACCAGAUCCUGUUCCUGUCAGUAUCAUUGUUUAAAUAAAUCUCACUUGCCAUUUGUGUCAGA